Molecule: messenger RNA, 3132 nt
Organism: Macrosteles quadrilineatus (aster leafhopper)
Lineage: Eukaryota; Metazoa; Arthropoda; Insecta; Hemiptera; Cicadellidae
Product: GMP reductase 2-like
Exons: 6
Coding region: 96-1151 (351 amino acids)
Biological process (GO): nucleotide metabolic process
Cellular component (GO): GMP reductase complex
Molecular function (GO): GMP reductase activity
Source: RefSeq, a predicted model, not a curated record
UAAAACUUGUGUCAGAGGUGUGUCAGGUGUUCGGUGACACCGAUUCGUACCCUAGUUCGAUCGGAAUAAUUUACAAGUAAAUUAACUUUUACAAAAUGCCGAAUAUUGUAAAUGAAAUUAAGUUGGACUUUAAAGAUGUGAUGCUAAGACCUAAAAGAAGUACAUUGAAAAGUAGAGCUGAUGUCAACCUCUACAGAGAAAUUACCUUCCGAAACUCAAAACAGACUUACAAGGGAAUUCCAUUAAUUGCAUCAAAUAUGGAUACAGUUGGAACUUUUGAAAUGGCUAAAGCUUUGGCAAAGCAUGGCCUGUUUACGACUAUGCACAAAUAUUACUCAGUAGAAGAUUGGAAAGAUUUUGCGGAAAAGAAUCCGGAAGUCUUGCCUCACAUAGCUGCUUCAUCAGGCACAAGUGAGGCUGACUACGAGCGGCUCACGCAAAUUCUGGAGGCAGUGCCCGGAAUACGCUUUGUUUGUCUCGAUGUAGCCAACGGUUACUCUCAGCAUUUUGUAGAAUAUCUGCGGAGAGUGCGAGCAGCCUUUCCUACACAUACAAUCAUGGCUGGCAACGUGGUGACGGGUGAGAUGGUAGAAGAGUUGAUACUGUCUGGCGCAGACAUCAUCAAGGUGGGCAUCGGCCCCGGCUCCGUCUGCACCACUCGGAUGAAGACCGGCGUAGGCUACCCACAACUGAGUGCAGUACUAGAAUGUGCAGAUGCCGCACAUGGGCUGCAGGGACAUAUAAUCUCCGACGGAGGAUGUACGUGUCCGGGAGAUGUGGCCAAGGCGUUCGGCGCAGGUGCCGACUUUGUGAUGUUGGGAGGGAUGUUGGCCGGACACGACCAGAGCGGAGGAGAGAUCAAACACAAACCUGACGGCACUAAGGUCAAGCUGUUCUACGGCAUGAGCUCCGAUACAGCCAUGAAGAAACACGCUGGCGGAGUCGCAGAGUACAGGUCCUCGGAGGGUAAGACUGUGGAGGUGCCUUACAGAGGUGAUGUAGAGGUUACUGUGCUAGAUAUCCUGGGAGGUCUAAGGUCCGCUUGUACCUACACUGGGGCCGCCAAGCUGAAGGAGUUGCCCCGCCGAGCUACGUUCAUCCGAUGCACUCAACAGCUCAACCCCGUCUACGCUAAUCUGUCCGCCAGAUAAAUCAGCUGUCUCAGCAUUCAUCUUUCCCGCUGAUGUAGCUCAAAUUUUGGCUCAUUUAGAUUAUUUUAAAUUAUUUCAUAGACUUUAGAUCUUGGUUGUCCUUGGCCAUAGCUUCGCCUGAGGUGCUUAUGAGGAGCUUGCAUUUAUAUCGAGUCAGUGCCUAUAAGUCGGUAAAUGUAGCCACAAUGGCUUUCAUGUUGACGUUAUUUGUUUAAGUAUAUUUAUGAUAUAAAAUAUUCCUGCUUAUGAGUUUUUAAAUAUUGUUCUCUAGCAUUAUAGUUUGAAAAUUUGAUCAAAUUUUAUGUUGAAAAACAAUAUCUACAUGAACCAUUUUAGAAUUUACUAUGUAAAAUACUGUGAUACUGUAAGUGGUAAAAUUUUUAACUCAUAUGACCAAAGAAACAAAAAACCAGUACCGUAUAUAAAGAAAUUUACAUUUUAUCUGACAUGUACAACACAACACAGAUCGCACAAAAUUGUUAGUAAUGAGUUGGACAGAGUACAGUUUUAUCAUUAAAUUUACACCAUCUUCUAACUAAUCCUUUUAUUACAAAGUGUAAAGAAAAUGUUUUCUAUCAUAUAACAAGUACAGAUAGACCACACAAAAGACACGGAACACACAAUAUUUGCUGUAUGUUUUAUGUAUCUUCUGUGUGCUAUAUUUCUUCUAAGGUAAGCUAGCUGCUAUCCUCUUAUUCGGCCAUUCAAAAUCCUGGCUUAAAGCCGUUUUCUUGAACAAAACUAUUUUUUCAUUACUUUUACAAGUUUAACAAACAAUUGAACAAAAUUUUUAUACGUUGUAAAUAUUACCAAUAAUGUGGAUAUUGAUGAAAGAUCAAAUGCGGUGAAUUGAGAUGAUCCCUUUGAGCUCAAGAGGUCGAUAUCCUUGUAACAUAAUCAAAAUAUCAUUAAAAAAAACUUUCUUUGCAAAUACCAUUCAACUGAAACAACCUAAAAACUAUGCCUGAUAUUUACUGCAACCUGAUGGUGAAAUUUAGUACUGAGAUUCGGGUUUACCGAUGUUAGGCUCAAAGUUGACAUUUAUACAAAUUUUUAAGGGUAGAAUUGCAUUACCCAUGUGGUUUAUUAGUUUAUUUAAUUAUAUUGUAAAUGUGUUUUUACUCUCUUCUUCCAUUAUUUGACUGUAGUAUGUUGCACAAAAUAUACGAAAUGAAAAUAGCUAUAUUUCCCUAUUGGAAAAUUUGCUAAGAGACUGAAAUAUUUUCUAUGUACUUCAUAAAAUGAAGAAAAAUUACCAUUACAAUUUAAAACUAUUUAAUACUAAGAAAAUUUAGAGGGUAAUUUAUUUAUUUGCUUACAUAUGAAUUGAAAUUUGGCACCAUGAGUAUCAGACUAAUACCAUUAAAGACAUCCCAUCUAUGGAUCAGCUGUUGCCAAUUUUUUACUAAAAUGAAUGUAGUUGUGUGAGCCAGUCACAGUUUGCACUAGUGACUAAAACUCUAUUUUGUACCUUAUUUUUUGUUACUGAAAUAGUUGCUGGGCCAAAACAGUUGCUAUAGCUCAUAAAUAAGUCAUUCCAUCAGAUUGACUUGGUAAAAACCAUCGUGUAAUCGGCAGAAAUCAGUAAUUUAGAUCAGUGCAAUCUGUAGGUGGCUCACAUCAACUAAGACAAACUUGAUUAAAAACCUGACGACAACUUUAACAUGGGGAUGGAAUGUCUAAUAGGCUUAAUUCGGUUUUUUCACAACUAUCUGUCUUAUCUAGUCAACUUUGCCAAAGGAAUUUGCCGUGCAAAUUUUUCAAUCUUCUAUUACCUAUCUCUAGUCAAUUUUGCAUAGAAAUUAUUCAUUGUGAAAUUAUUUUGAUCUUUUUUCUAUAAUUUAUUCUAUUGUGGAAUUAUUUGUAAAAGAUAUAUUUUGCAUCAAUUAUUUUGAUUAUUUUGAUACAUCUUACUUAAACAUAUCGUUUCCCUUCACUUAUGAUUUUAUGACCAAAUCACACAUCUCAAUGUGUAUAUACA